AUGGCGGCCACUUGCAGAGUAUCGUUGUGCUUACUUCUCGUCAGCGUAACGUUUGCGCAAAAUUCCAUAUCUUUAGAGGACAGAUUUGAAAUGUUGGAACGAGAGUUUGCGACGGAAAAAGCUAAAAUGAAUUCGGAGAUAGAAUCGACGAGAAAUGCACUGGACAUGACGCGUUCACAACUUCAAGAAACUCAGUCUCAGCUUUGGGAAACACGGAAACAGCUAGCAGUAACGUAUCCUGGAGGGCUUCACAAUCCUGGGACAACGAACUUCCAGAACGAACAUGGGCACAAAUCAGAAAACGUUCUUGGAUGGAACAAUACUACAAAGUCGCGCGCAUUAUCCCAGAUAAUGGAAAAAUGGAUACAAAACGCAACACGUGCACAAGGUGGCCGAAUACCAUCCAUACCUGUUCCCGGCACUAAUCGACGGAAUCGACGUCAAGCGAUCAACUUUAACGCGAUAGCCUUUCACGCUGAGUUAGGAAUACCUGUCGACAGUCUGAAGGUUCAACAGGCUAUAGUGUUCGACACCACCACUCUGAACACAAAUAUGGCUUACAGUGAAAAUAACGGCGUGUUCACGUGUCAGGAGACAGGUACCUACUUUUUCACCGUCAGCAUCAUGGUGUUUCCUCAGGAGAAAGUCGAAACCGAGAUGGUCGUUAACGGUAACCAGAUGCUGCUGACUUUUGCGGCCGGGACUACAGCGUUUGGACAAGGGACAAGUUCUACAGCAGUCCAUCUACAACAAGGAGACAGGGUGUGGGUUCGAAUCCUUAACGUCCCAACGUUAAGUACAGGGACAAACAUUCGUGUCAUGGGUGGAGGCUGGAGCUCGUUUACGGGAUUUUUAAUUCAAUAA
Molecule: messenger RNA, 864 nt
Organism: Ylistrum balloti
Lineage: Eukaryota; Metazoa; Mollusca; Bivalvia; Pectinida; Pectinidae
Product: complement C1q tumor necrosis factor-related protein 5-like
Exons: 2
Coding region: 1-864 (287 amino acids)
Molecular function (GO): protein binding
Source: RefSeq, a predicted model, not a curated record